UUUCGAAUGCAGGUUUUCACGCGAGUGAUAAUAAAAGUUUACAGUUUUUCUUACCUGCUAGCGAGCUCGGCACGAAACCGAUGUUGAUUGAUUUCGCUUUGACGACGCGUAAUUAAUUCGAUUAGCUGAGAGUUGGUGACGAAAAGACCUUGGACAAAUUCCGCAAGAAUAAAGAACAAAACAUCUAGCUAGUGAUCCGUGGAGAAGUGAUUUUUUUUCUCGCAAGAGGAAAAGGUAAACAAGAUGAGUAACCACCUUCCGGAAAGCCCUCCGGAGAUCGGUGACCAUGAUCCGGAGCAGGGAGAUCCAGCGGGAAGCUGUCGGGAGAGUAUGUUGAUAACGACCGAUUCGAUUGAGGAGUUUUCCCAGGAAAUAAGCACCAGUCUGGCUGAUGGAGCUUCGGAAGAACCGAACACUACUGAUAAGAAUGGUUUAGCAGAGGCAGACACAGAAGAUAAAGAACGCAUCGAAAGCAGUGCGGAGGAGACUGCGGGAGGAAAUAUUGUAAAAAUCCAUCAGGAUGGAUUGACUGUAGAUAAGGACAGCGAAUCAGCGAUGAGUAAAUCUAGUUCGUUUAGCAGCGCCAGGAGUCGAGAAUUGACUGCUUCUUGUACGAGUCUGGCAGAGGAAGGAACCUCUUCAAGUAUUGCAGCUAGUUCAAAUGGAGUACAGAAUGAACCACCGGAAGUAGAAGAUUACCUUCACGAUCCAAGUUUUUUGAAAAGAAAAAAGCAUGUUUUCAUUCUUAGUUCAGCUGGCAAACCCAUAUAUUCUAUGCAUGGGAAUGAAGACAAACUGGCCACAAUCUUCGGGGUCAUGCAAGCCUUGGUCAGCUUCGUUCAGAGUAACAACGAUUCCAUCAAAUCGAUUCAUGCGAUGGGCGUCAAAUUUGUCUUUCUGGUGAAAUCGCCCUUGAUUCUGGUAGCGAUUUCAAGGACAAGCCACAGUGUCCAACAAGUCCAACUGCAGCUGACAGACGUAUACAAUCAAAUACUGUCUACUCUGACGCUGAGUCACAUGCAGAAAACUUUCGAAAGAAGAAAGAACUUUGACCUUCGCAGGCUACUCGCCGGAAGUGAACGUCUCAUAGAUCAUCUUCUAGUCAACGACAAGUGUGACCACAAACUAGUCAGCAACAAUCCGUUCAGUUUUAUGACCCACUCGGUCAGAAUUCUGCCGCUGCCUUCUAGCACCCGGGAUACCAUCAUCUCGGCCAUCCAAACGAACUGUAACAAGAUCAAAAACCUCGUCUUUGCCGUGCUGAUUGCCAACAACAAACUGAUUGCGCUGGUUCGCAUGAAGAAAUAUUUCAUACACCCGGCAGAUUUGCGGCUCAUUUUCAAUCUGAUCGAAUGUUCCGAGAGUUUCAAGUCGGCCGAAAGCUGGACGCCCAUCUGUUUGCCCAAGUUCGAUUCCAGUGGGUUCCUGCACGCCCAUGUAUCGUACCUGGCCGAGGACUGUCAGGCCUGUUUGUUGCUGCUGUCGAUCGAGCGGGACGUUUUCUUCGUGCUAUCGGAGGCUAAACGAAAAAUAACGGAGAAACUGCGCCGCAGCAACUGCUUGGAAGCUAUCAACGAUGCGAUGAACAACAAGGGCAUUAAUUUGAAGAACAUUGGCAUACCCGAGAUUCGGCAUUUUAUCUACAAGAGCAAAUCAAACGCCCAGCUGCUGUGUUCGGAAAUAACUGCCCCCUACUCGAGCAUCGGUCAGUUCAAACGGCUGGAAGGAAUUUACUUCGAGCUGCACCAUCGAAUUCACAAUUCCGGCCGACCCGUUAAGCUGAUCUAUCAGAUGCAACAAAAGGAGAUCCUGCUGGCAUGGGUCACCCAAUCGUACGAGAUCUUUGCCGCCUUUGAGCCAACGGUGCAUCGCAACGAGGUCAUCAAUUUAGUCAACAAGCUUCUAAAGUGGAUCAAGAAAGAGGAGAACAGUUUGUUCAUUCUGUCGGCUCCGACGUUCUAGGAGAGCGGCGGGUCCUUCUUUCCAUCCUUUCCACUGUUUUCGUUCUCGAUUCAUCCGAACGGAAGCGGUUGAAUGUGUGGUUUAAGAAGGACUCGUAAGUUUAACAGUGGAUUGACUUAUCACAAACGUUAUGCCACCAUAAACUUUAAAUUAUAUUUUCUAAGGUUUUAUUCUUCCUUGUGUAGUGUUAUUUAAAAUUUAAAAAGCAAUAGUGAAAACUUGAGGAUAUUUAAACUGCACUAUAUAAAUUGAGAAUCAUAGAUAUAUUUAUAGAAACAGAACUAUAAGAUGUUUCUAGAACAAAUCUUUCCAGAUCAACUUUCUGAAGUAAGUGCAAGACUGUUUGCUUGGGAUGUUUUGGGUGUUGUGAGAUGUCACCACGCCAUUAUUAGGAAUUUUUUGGACAGUUUGCAUGACUUGAAUGGCAAUCGGUAUUAUAUUGAGCCCUAACCAAUGUUGUAGAUAGAUGUUGAAACUGUAAAUUAAGGAUAUAUUUUUCAUUUAGUGUAGACAAUACCGAACUCAAGCUGUAGUUAAUUUGUAAUUAAUCAAUGAAUAAAUACCGACAAAUAAAAAUAU
This is a messenger RNA of Uranotaenia lowii, 2541 nucleotides long. It is a transcript of the gene Mon1, whose product is annotated as vacuolar fusion protein MON1 homolog A. The transcript is spliced from 3 exons. The coding region runs from base 244 to 1962 and encodes 572 amino acids. NCBI's taxonomy places the organism in Eukaryota, Metazoa, Arthropoda, Insecta, Diptera, Culicidae. The record is from RefSeq and is a predicted model, not a curated record. Gene Ontology annotation, biological process: endosome to lysosome transport via multivesicular body sorting pathway; protein targeting to vacuole.